Messenger RNA from Rotaria sp. Silwood2, 696 nucleotides. NCBI's taxonomy places the organism in Eukaryota, Metazoa, Rotifera, Eurotatoria, Philodinida, Philodinidae. The record is from the annotation of a GenBank genome assembly.
AUGAUCGAUACUGGAGUCACUCAUUCAUUUAUAACUCAACGUGCAUUAGGUACAUUACAUCAUGCAACAGUACCAUCUUGUGAUCGUAUAGCUCAAUUAGGUGAUGGUCAUACACUGCUCAAGAUCGUUGGUGAAGUACAAUUAUUAUCACAAUUUGAUUCAAUAUUUAUACCUCUGAAGGCUCUCAGCGUCAAAACUAUGAACACAGAUUUUAUACUUAGUAGUGAUUGGUGCGCCAACAAUGCUGCACAGAUUGAUUAUGAUAAUAAUCAAGUAUCUAUACCUUCAUCAACUGGUCGUUUGUUUAUCCCAUAUGAUAAAUCUAUUGACUCUCUAGCUUUAGAUGUUAAAAGUAUUAACGUAAUUAAAUUACCACCACGUGAAUCAUGUACCGUUCAAGCGAAAAUCGAAUUAUCACCGGCUGAUACGGUCUAUUUUUAUCCUAACGAUGCUUCACAACUCGAAAAGCCUAUUAUAAUAUCACCAUCUUUGUUAUACGUAAACAACUAUACCAUCUACUUCGAGAUACACAACCCUCAUGAUUAUACUUAUGCAUUACCUAUGAAUACUGUGCUUGGUCAUGUAACACAUACACCACAUCAAGUACGGUCAUUUCUAUUGUUUGAUCCAUCUACAUGUUCGUCAUCGUCAGCGUUAUUAUCUCAACAUCAUACUAUUAAUACCAUUAAUCUGUGA